AUGCAAUCCUCAACUCAGCAGCCGCGGGUAAAUCUCGCGGAGUUGAAAGUUCAGAUAGUGAAGAGAAUUGGGGCAGAGAGGUCGAAGUUGUACUUCUAUUAUUUGAAUAAAUUUUUAAGUUUGAAGCUGAGCAAGGUUGAGUUUAAUAAGCUCUGUGUUCGUGUUAUUGGGAAAGAUAAUGUACUGUUACAUAAUCAAUUUAUCCGUUCGAUUUUGAAAAAUGCUUGUAAUGCCACUGUCCCGCCACCGCUGCUGCUGCCAAGUCAUGAUAAGGAGGUUCCCACAUCUGCAAGUGAUGGGUCCUGCUAUUAUCCAAAUGGGAAAGCAGAUUUUGCUUCUCAUCAGUCAAUAGUUUCAGAUGAUAAUAUAGCCUCAGAAGAUGGAAUACAGAAGUUGGUGCAGCAUCAUCAAGGAGGGGAAGUUUUCCUUCACCGCCCUGCAAAAUUAGCACUAAUAAAGCUUUCAACAGAUGGUUUAGUUUCUGUACAUAGUAAAGAACAGAGUGAGACAUCUGAGAUAUCUACUGUAACUCCACUUCAGGCACCACUUGGAAUUCCAUUUUGCACUGUAAGUGCAGGUGGCUCCCGUAGGCCUUUGACUUUAGCAAGCAAUGAUAGAUUUGCUAGCUUGUGUCAUAGGGGUGGAUUGCUGGAUGCACAGACGCUGAGAGAAAGAAUGCAGCAGAUUGUUGCAGCGCAUGGCCUUGAUGGUGUAUCGAUGGACUCUGCCAAUUUGCUGAGCAGCGGCUUGGAUGCUUACUUAAAAAGGUUGAUCAAGUCCUGCAUCGAACUCAUUAAUACAAGGUGUGGAUGUGAUUCGACAAACAAUAAUCUCCAGAAGAACCAUUCUGAGGGGAAGCUUGUUAAUGGCUUUCUGCCAGGCCAUCAUUUUCAGAUGCAAAGUAGCAAUAAGAUUUUGGAUGGAAUGCAAUCCCACUUCCCGAUAUCAUUACUGGAUUUCAAGGUUGCAAUGGAGCUUAACCCACAGCAGCUUGGAGAAGACUGGCCCCUGCUACUGGAGAAAAUAUGCACGCACCAAUCAGAAGAAUAA
Dovyalis caffra is the source of this 1050-nucleotide messenger RNA. The record is from the annotation of a GenBank genome assembly. NCBI's taxonomy places the organism in Eukaryota, Viridiplantae, Streptophyta, Magnoliopsida, Malpighiales, Salicaceae.